UUUCGGAAAAUNUCCUCUAAAACGCUUAUUAAUAAAACCACUUCAGGCGGAUCAACAACGACAAAUCGACAGGUCUAAAGAGAAAAUUAGACGGGAUUUAAAAAAGGACAUGCAUGCAAUUGGCCAUUCAUACCAAUUGAAUGCAACUCAUCUUGACGAUGCCGCAGUUGAUAAUAUCCAGACCGUUGCAAAUAACACAAAUGAUAUCAAACGUGCACCCAUCAAUCAUGUUGUAGUCAGUAGCAACAAACAGAUCUCAUCAUCUAGUUUCAAUAUUUUUACAUUACCAGAAGAUAAUGGACCAAGUUGUAGUAGUAGUAAUAAUAAUAACAUUUCGUUACUAACAUCACAGGCUGAUGUUAAGGUUAUUAAAGGACCCGUUCCACUAGAAACCGGUGCCAAAAUUCCUGAGCCGGUAUUUAAGUGCCUAGACUGUGAUGGUCUCAUAUUGCAGGGGCGAGGGGAAUAUGCUACGCAUGAGGCUGUCGGACAUCGUAUUCACUAUCGGUGUUCGGUGUGUGACCGUGACUUUGAACAAGAGGCGAGUUUGAAGAAACAUGUAAAAACGCAUCGUUCAGCAGAUCCGAGAAAAGAUGCUUGGAAAAAAUGUCCCGACUGCGGCAAAUGUCUUAAAUUAGGCAGCAUGUGGAUGCAUCGCAAAAUCCAUAGUGAUAACAAAAAAUACGGCUGUGAUAUUUGUGGCCAAAAAUUUGUACAAAAGAUCAACUUGACUCAUCACUCCCGUAUCCAUACCGCUGAGAAGCCUUACGAAUGUCCAGAAUGUCAGAAGAGGUUCCAAGAACGUUCUCAUCUGCAACGCCACCAAAAAUAUCAUGCUCAGACAAGAUCAUAUCGUUGCGAAAAAUGUGGCAAAAUGUACAAAACUGAACGUUGUCUUAAAGUGCACAACCUUGUACACCUGGAGCAAAGACCAUUUGCUUGUAACGUUUGCGAUAAGUCAUUUAUAAGUAAUUCCAAACUAAAGCAGCACUCCAAUAUUCAUACCGGCGAAAGGCCAUUCAAAUGCAACUAUUGUCCACGGGACUUUACCAACUUCCCUAACUGGCUGAAACAUACCCGCCGCCGUCACAAAGUAGACCACAAAACUGGCGAGCAUUUGGAAAACAUUCCCUCUUAUUGUUCUAAAAAAUCGACGAAAUCUACUAAAGCAAAGGCAACUGAUACAAAUAACGCAACCCCUGCUCAGCCUUUAGUAACAACAAAACCUGCUGAGGCAAAUAAAACUCAUCCUGCACCAGCAACAAUAGGUAAUGGAGCAACUACAGAAACGGCAAAGCCACCAGCUUCUAAGCGAAAGAAAAAAUCUCCGCAACAGUUGCCAUUGCCAACGCCGGCACAGCCCCCUCCAUUGGUAGCAAUCAGAGAUGAUAAUAAUUUACCCUCAAUCGCUGUUUCCAAAUUGUCUGCAAUUAUCAAAACUGAAGUGAUACGCACGAACAACAUUAUGACAUCCAUUCCUUUGUCUAUAGCGGGGAAUUUAAAGCCAAUAACAGUAGUAGCACUAAACAAAAAUGAUACUUGCAAAACGGCUAAGCCAAAGCGUGAGCGAAAGCAGCCUUCACCCAAACAAGUGCAAAAAGCCAGUCCCGCCAUAUCGUUACUAUCCUCCAUUAAACGGGAAAUUAGCGAACCAGAAAGUAACUUAAAAUCACAUUUAAGCACAUCUUUAUUGGCCGACACGCGUUGUGCAAUUAGUAAUUUUCCCGAUCUGAGUAUCACUUCUGCUGAAGAACUUAUUAUGGAGCAAGCACUUGAAAUGGAAGAGUGUGGAUUAUAUGUGCCACAGCCUUCCGCUGGCAUGGAGACUGAUAAUGCCAUUUCAUCUUCUGAGGCUACGGCAGCGCUGCACUUCAAAAUAAAAAAAGAAUUUGAUCCGAUGGAUUUGUCAUCGACGCGCAUCAAAGAAGAGGAUUAUGUUUCACUAAAGGACAUGAAUCAGCGGCUACUGUGUUCUUCGCUGGAAUCAUCGCCGUACUCGUCCCCAGCAUCUGUCGAACUUUCCGCAACGCCGGCUGUUAUGCCACCCUUGCAACCGGUCAGCGUAAAUGGUGUUGCCAAUGCGCAGUCCACUGUAGCAUCAACAAAUAAUUUCCUUGUAAAUUCUUUUAAGUCAAACACACACUCUCUAACUACGGUCACUAGUCACAAUAAUUCUUUGGCGCAGCAAACCGUGGCUGAAUUGCAACACCUGUUGCCUCAAGUGACAACACAGAUGGUGCCGUCAAAUUCAAAUGCUAGGCCGGCGACAACUCAAGCGAUUAUCAAUCAUUUCUACUUGCACCCAAUGUCCGCAAUGGGAAUGCCGCUGCUCACGCAGUCUUCAAAAAGCCAAAAAUUGCCUUCGGUGGACACAUUAUUAUUUUCGGGAGCAACUACAUCAGCAAACGUUAGUUCGACUUCCGCUUCCAGUACUGUAACUGGCAGAAGAUAUUUCCAAGGUAAAACUUUGGUGCACCAUGCAGCACACAUGGGGUCGAAUGCAUCCGUGGGGCAACAACCAAAGCUCUCUUAAACGACGAAUGGUUCAUAUUGUCUACUUGUCUAGUCAGCUGUCUAUUUGUCUAUGAUGCACAGAUGAGUUCUACAGUGCGACGGGACUUUUUAAAUAUGUACUUUUAUGCUUUGCUACUAAUCACAUAGUUUUUCUACAAUUUUCGUACAAUAAAAAUAUAUUUUAUUAUC
Messenger RNA from Rhagoletis zephyria (snowberry fruit fly), 2703 nucleotides. RefSeq names its product wings down (gene wdn). NCBI's taxonomy places the organism in Eukaryota, Metazoa, Arthropoda, Insecta, Diptera, Tephritidae. Gene Ontology annotation, cellular component: nucleus. Gene Ontology annotation, biological process: regulation of gene expression. The record is from RefSeq and is a predicted model, not a curated record.